Cinara cedri is the source of this 7114-nucleotide messenger RNA. NCBI's taxonomy places the organism in Eukaryota, Metazoa, Arthropoda, Insecta, Hemiptera, Aphididae. The record is from the annotation of a GenBank genome assembly.
UACACCUGGUGUCAAGGCGAAUUCUAUCAUUGUGAUACAUUUUUAUGCAGCUGCUGCUCGUAGUGCUGUAGUCGUAUACGUUUCCCGUUUCUGUGUAUAAACUCAAUGCGUUGCUUCUCUCAACUUGCAUAAACGCUUCUGAAUUGUAUAUAUACGUUUUUAUGAUAACUAUUUUAUUAUUUAAAACAGUAUAUAUUAAACGAUAAUACCUACCGGAAUUCACGACGCCACUAGAUUUCACUGUUAAUUUUUACAGAUAGGUAUUGCCGUUUUCGUCUUCUUUUUUUCCUCGCCACCACCAGUCUUAACCGGUGUUCACAAAUCGAUACAGUGCCAAUUGGUGGGACACACAACAGACCGACAUCCUCCGUAUUAAUAUGAACAACGAUAUGAGUACGUUCGAAGAAGAACAAAUCCAGUCUUCGUCAACCUCCGCCCCCGAAAAUAACACCGAACAGCCGCUGCAGCAACAGCAGGACAUGAUGAAGGGGAAAUUUUGUAGCGUGUACGAGGGUACCGCCCCUCGGGGUUGCAAAUUAAAAUUUUUCAACCCACCCGGAAGGAAUAAUGCAGAAAUUGAAAUCAUAGCUGCCAAGCUCAACGUGAGUAUACUAGUUGAUACGAUAGAUACGAUAGUUUAAAAUAAUAUAAGUACAAGGGUGGAUCAAAAAAUAAAAAUUGUUUUUUCGCGGACGUUUGUUUAUAUUUAAUUUGUACAGGUAUGACAAUACCAUAGCAUAUAAUUUUGUGAAAAAAAAAUUCUCAUUUCGCGAGCAGCAAUUAUAGGUAAAUAACGCAAUUUGUAUGCAUUUUAUCUUUAAAUUAUAGCUAACUAAAAAUGGCAUGAAGCCAAAUGAUCAGAAUUUAAUAAGGAACAAAUAUGGUCUUAUUAGUUGAUGAGAAAAAAUCAAUAUUGACAAAGUUAUUAGCCAUUAAACGCAAAUAAUUACAUAAUGUUGGUAAAUCAUCAGUUAGAACUACCCUUGAACAAUUUUUUUAUUUGUUUAAUAAAUUAUAAUAUGAUUUUAAUUAAAUUUAUUAAAAACUAAUAAUUUAUAAAUUACAAAAAAAUGAAGUAAAAAUAAACAAUAAAAAAAGAAUACAGUAUUAUUUAUUUUUAUUAUUUUUCAUUAACCUAAAAAUCAAAUAGUCUUUGUUUUAUUAUACAUUUAUUUGCUUGCAGUAUUUCCCUGCAGCGCAUUUAUGUAAUCUGGAGUAAAUAUUGUUUCUUCUUGUUAAGUCAGAACAGGGUUGAAAUCUUGAAUCAGUUUGAUGCCAAAUUUUUUUCACAUUUUUACCAAAGUUUUUACAAAAUCAUUCACAGCCAUACAAUUUUCAGCUUUUCCACGAGCACUACCAAUGAAAAAAUCUGUACUAUUUUUGUGUUAAAAUUUGUUUUUUAUCAGUGUGAAUGCUACAAGGAGGGUUAUCGCUGCCAUCGUUUUCCAGAGCGAUCACGGUUCUUCUAUUUUCUUUGACUGAUAUGCGUGGAUCGAAUAUGGCUAAACCUAACAACAUUUUACUUUAGUAUCAUAAGUGGCCUUAUAAUUUGUUGUAGUUCUCCUCAGAAAUUGUAUGAUUGAUGGAUUAAUAUUUGAUGAGAUCAUUCAAUAGUGCCAGAAUCCGAUUUUGACAAGUAUACCAUUUUUGAAUGUAGAUUCGGAUAAUUAAAACAUUAAAUUCGCGGAGACCAUCGAGCUCAGCUGCUUUCAAUUAGAGUUGAUCAAAAAAAAUGUAUAUUUUCAAACAAUAUAUAAGUUUUACCAUCCAAUGGGCGGGAUAGUAGACUCCUGGAAUGCGUAUUUUUAUUAUUUCUUCAGUUUCUACUAAGAAUGCCAAUGAUAAAUUCAGUAGUUCUUUAUAGUCAUAAUGUGCAUGGUUAGUAUUCAACUGACAUUUAAUAAAUACAAUGAUAUUGAUUCGUACAAGCAUAAUAAAAUUGGCAAUUUUUGAAUUAUGCAUUGCACUUUAAUAACUACUUUGAAACACUUUGAUUACUGCUUGUGGAAAAGUUGAAAGUUGAAUGGCAGAACAGGACAUCAAACUGAUUCGAGAUUUCAACCCUGUUUUGACUAAACAAGAAGAACAAAAACAAUAUUUACUCCAGAUUACAGAAAUACACCGCAAGCAAAUAAAUGUAUAAUAAAAUAAAAAAUGUUUGUUCUUUAGGUUAAUUAAAAAUUAAAAAUAUUGUAUUUUUUAUAUAUUAGUUUUUUGAUAAAUUUAAUUAAGAUUAUGUUGUAAUCUUUUUGAUAAAUAAAAACUUUUUCAAGGGUAGUUCGAGUUGAUGAUUUACUAACAUUAUGUAAUCAUUUGCGUUUCAUGUCACAUAUAGAUAAUAUUUGAACGAACAUUAUGUGAAGAAUAUUUAAUUGGAAAAAGAAAGUACCAAAUUUUGUAUUAGCUAUAACAUAUAGUAUACAAUAUUUAUACAUGUAUAUCCAAUUUAUCUUAUAUCAUAUUUUCAAAGCUUAUAUCUAGUGUUAUUAAAAAUUUGCUUGGUAUUGCAUGUCCUGUUCAUAUUUUGCACAAUGCCAUACACCAUGGUGUGAAUCAAUGUGAUAUGUUUGAUAUUGAAUCAAUAAUUCUUUAAAUUUACAACUAUUUUUCUAAUUAUACUGUUAGAACAGAAUCACUGAAAGACUUGUGAGCUUACAAAUAUUACAUAUUACUCUAGAAUUACUCUAUCACAAGACAAUCGUAUGCAUUAAAAUCAUAUUUUGUAUUAUAAGACCAAAUACCUAAAGCAUUAUUAAAUAUUUUUGAUAAUGACUAGUGAACCAUUUUUAUUUUUUGUACAUUUUUCAAUGAGUACUUUUCAUAAAAAUUUAGAAAAAUAGAAAAUGAAGGUAAUUCAAUCUGUGAAAUAAUAAAUAUAAUAGAUAAUAUUUUGACUAAUCUAAAAUGUAGAAUAACUGAAAAAUGUGUACCCAUGGUAGUAAAAGAACUUAUAAAACAUUUGAAAGAAAUUGCCUGUGAUAAUUUUAUUAAACAUUGCUUAUGUAUAUAUUCCUCUGCAACCAGUUAUUUAAAAAAAUGGACUCAGUCACUAUAAUCAAUGAUACAUCAUACUGAUAUAAAAGAUACAAAACCUUUUUUUUUCUUUUUUAAAUAACUGUAACUUUUUAUUAGUUCAUAAUUCAAAAAACACCUAUGAUAUUCCCUCCAAAAUAUUGUUUUCUAUAAAUUUCAUAACAGGUACUUUUACCCUAAAAUCGAAAUUAAGCCAGUUAAUAGUUUUACUUAUUCUUAGUAAGCAUUGUUUUUGUAUGUUACCAAGUAGUUGGACUGAGAUAGUAGAUGCAAUAAUUAUGCAAUAACUGAUCACAGUUUUCAGUUUAUAAAUUAAAUUAUCCCAUGUCCAACUUCCUAGUUCCUAUGUACCCAUAGGGGUCGUAUACUGGUAUGUUUAUUAGAUAUUUUAUGACAAUUAUAAUAUUUAAGGCUAUUUUUACAAUAUACUAUAAAGUGUGUUAGAGCUAACCUACAGUUAUAUUUCUGUCCAAAAUUAUAUUGGUUUAUUGGUGGCUAAUGUUAACAAACACUUUAAUGGACUUUAUAAGAACAGCCCUGAAUUAAUGUUUAAUUAAUAUUUAAUUAAUGUUUUAGAGUAUAAAAUUGAACACCGAAAAGGAUCCAAUCACCAAACUUAAUGAAAUUAUGUUAAUAUUAAAAAAAAAAGUAGUCACUUAUGAGACUAUAGACAUAAAAGGUUUAUUGCACUCUCCAAUUUACACUGUUCGUGCUCAAAAUGAAGACUUGUCUGGUAUGUGAUUAUUUAUUAUUAUAUCUUAUUAAUGUGUAUAUUAAAAAUGUUGUGAACUUUAAAUAGUUUUUGGUACUGGUCCAUCAAAAAAAGAAGCCAAAAAAAUAGCUGCAAUUGCUUUUAUAGAGAGAAUGAAUUUUAAUAAUGUUAGAAAUGACAUUACAUCAAUUGCUUCAAACAAUAUGAAUAACCCCUAUAAGUAAAACAAACUAUAAAAUUAUAAAAAAAAAAUACCUGUCAUCUAUGAAUAGAAUUUUUUUUAUCAGGAAAAAGCCAACAGAUCCAGUAUUAGAGAAUAAAAAAUCAGAAAUAAACCCUAUUGGUCAACUGCAGGAAGUCUGCAUGAUUUAUCAUUGGAAGCUACCCAGUUAUGAAUAUACCACACAAGGAAAUACAGGAUUUGAAGCUAAUUGUUUGCUUUAUAUGUACAAAACCAGUAGUACGUAAAUAAAUAUAAAUAUCUAUUUAUACAAAUUUAUAAUAUUGAAUGAUAUCAAUAAAUAAAUAUUUGUUAUUAGGUGUCCAAAAAUCUAAGCAGUUAGCUAAAAGAGAAGCAGCUCGUCUCAUGUAUGACAAAAUCAAGGAGUUUUCUGAAAAUGAAAUCAACUGUCUUUCUCUCAAUAUAUACCCAACGCCAAGUUCAAUUAUGUUUCAAAUGAAUAUAUCUGCAAACAAAAAUAAUAAUUCGGACUUGUUAAAUACAUCUGAAAAUAUGAAAAACGUAGAGAAAUUCCUUAACAACUUAAAAAUGUCAAAAAAUCCAUCACUGAACAAACUGAAGGUAAUAUAUUGUAUUUAAUCUCAACAUUUAAUUUAAACAUCUUAUAUUAUAUAAAAUGCCAGAUUUGUCUAUAACACUUUUUUUUUGUAUAUAUAUACUAAAUGUUCAUUUUGCAAGGUAAACAAUUUUAAUUUAAAUAAAAAUAACAAAACAUAAGAGGAAAAUAUUUUCAAAGGCUGUACUUGUCUUUAAAUUUAAAAGAUUGCCAUACAAACAAGGAACUGCCAUAUUAGAGUAUAUUCUUUUGUUUCAAGGAAUAAAAGCUCAAGUUAAUUUUAUAAAAACAAAAAUGUACUCAAGGAAAAAAUUAAAAAAAAUGUUUAAAAUUGAUAUAGAACUUUUCCUUUGGAUCAAAAUAUUGGUUAUCACAGUCAACUUUAAUCAAUAAAUGAAUAAAUUAUUGUCAGUUAAUUUUUAAUAGUUUAACAUCAUUAAUAUUUCAGUCUAUCUAUAUAUGGACUGAAAUAUAAGUCAGUUUGCAGUUUUUGUAUAUAAUAAUGAUUGUUUCAAUGUUAAUAAAUAAAUAAAUUUUAUUUCACUAAAGUGUGUAUGUAAUCAAGUUUUUGUUGUAAAGAUUUGCAGCAUUUGGAUUUAGCACUAUCUAUUUUAAACAUUUAAAUGAUCAUUAUUAUUAAUUGUGUAUGCCAGUAUUUUAUUUGAAUUAAUGAUUUGUAGAGGAGUUUAUAAUAAUGUUCACAUUCAUGACCAUAUAUUUUAAAGUACUAUAUAUAUUUUUAAAUAAUAUUGGCUAGUAUAAAUAUGCCCAUUAUUUAUUACUAGUAUUUAAAUAAAUAAUAGCAUAUAUAUAUAUAUAUAUGUAUAUCUGUAUCAAUCAAACUAACCAUGUAAUGAUAUCUACGUACAGACAGUCACAGUGAUGAUAUAAUUCUAAACUUGUGUUUAGAAAUCUAAAAUGAACUGAUUUAUUUUUCAUUUAUCAUUUAAUAAGUAUUCCAGAAAAAUAAUAAUUAGUUAUUAUUAUUAUAACUAGUAUAUAAUAACUUAUUAUAGACUAGUGGUUUUUAUUAUUAUUAUAACUUUUUUUUUCAGGAUUUAAACUUCACAAAAUACCCUGGAAGUGCUGUUGAAAUUUUAGACCAAAUAGGAGAAGAAGAAGGAUUUACUACAUCUUAUGUUUUACUUUCUAAGCCAGCUUUCAGUAUGAGUUUUUUCAAGUUGAACAUAAUUAUUUUAAUUUAUAUAUAUAUAUUUGUUUUAGGUCAAGCAGAAAUUUUGGUGCAGGUAUCUAUUACUCCUCUUAUAAUACAUUUGGGUACUGGAUCAACACUAAUUGAGGCUCAAGAAGCAGCUGCCAACGUUGCUCUAAUAUACAUGAAACUUUUUUUAGAGUAAUAAGAACAACUAAAUAUUUGAAUGCACCAUCACAUUUUUAACUUAUUUAUCACUCAUUUAUCACUUAACAUUUAUAACAAACAGAAUAUUUUUACUUGUUCUAGUCAUAAAAAAUAGUAAUUUUAUUUUUUAAUUUAUCAUAAUAUUACUUAUGAAAAAAGUUAUUAGGGUUAAAAACAUAUGAAUAGCAAUUGUUAGAUUAGGUUGUAUUAAAUCCUAUUAUUAUUAAAUAUAACUAAUAAAAAAUCUAUUUGGAUUAUUUAGCAUGUAAUAUUUAUAUUUAUUUGGAUUUAUACUUCUUUUUCUUACAAAAUAAGAACCUAAUAUGGAUUAUUGAUAACAUUUUUAUUAUUGUAAUACUAUAUGUGUGUAGUAGUUUUUCAUUUAUAAAUUGUUUUUCCAGUUUAUUUGUUUUUUUUUCUAUUUCUCUUUUUGUUCAACAUUUAAAAUGUAUAGAAAUAUACAAUGUACAAACAUAAGUAAUAAAUGAUAAAAUAAUAAAGUAAAAAAAAAAUUAUUAAUAUGGCUAUUACUGUUAAAUAAAUAUAAAAAUAAAAAAUAGUAUAUAUAAAAAUAAAAUAAGGUGUAUUCAUUCAUUUAUUUAUUAAUUUGCUUUUGAUUAUCCUUAUAAUUGAUGUAUUUUAAAAAUUAAAUACUUUUUGAAGUCGCCUGCCCCCCUUCAUAAAGAAAUAUUAUAGUUAUAAGUUAUAGUGUUAUAGUAGUUUAAAUUGUAAUAUGUAGGAAAUAAAUUGCUGAUUUAUUUAAGAAAUAUAAAUGAUAAUUAGUGUUAAAUAUUUAUAUUGUAUUAUUAAAAUAAUUAUAUAAUAUUUACCCAUUUAUUUCCUUUCAGUUUGGAUUACAAUGCUUUAUGGAAUAUUUAAAAAUUUUAAAUAAAAUUCUGUAUUUCAAUACCAGAGUGUUAAUACACAUACUUAAAAGUGCAUCCAAAAGAAUAUAAUUACUCAUUGUAAAUCAGUGUCUGGCGAGUUAAUCAAUUAGUUUUUUGAGAACCAAUCAGAUAUGAUUAUAAUAUUGCUACAAAUAUGAAAUAAAGUUUUCCAAUCGUUUGUUAUUAAUGUGCGCAUGUAUACCCAGUUUUUCUCAAAAAUAUGCUUUACAUAAAAAAAACUCAUGCCAUUUAAUCGUCCAAUUUCAAUCUUUAUAAUAUGCCUUUAAAAACGUCAAAUUUUUUUACUAACUUUUAUAGCAUUAUU